GAAAGGGAGGACGGGAAGGGCGAGCGCCUGGGGCGGUCGUUGGGGCACGGCCUCCUGGUCACGCUCGAGCCUGGAGAAAGCGGGCAUUGCGUCCGUCCACUCCUGCCCGCUGGGGUAACGCUGCAUUCCUGCACACGUCGUUGGAGUGCACCUGUUCUCAGGGCCCGCAAGCCUUUUCCGACCUCCCGAGGAGACCCCGGAUGCUUCCGGCGGCUCCAAAUCGGAGAGUAGGAAGAGUUUUGUCGCCCAUUUAAGCGUAGAGACCUGGCCUUGGCCCCUGUAGGAAAGGAUGGCUCCGAACCUAGCAAGCAAUUUGGAGUCCCCAGGUAACCCACUUCCACGCCAGCCUGUGGUCCCUUGUGGCUCCAUAAUUGGCUCUGGAUUCCCAUUCCCUGACACUCCCCACCCCCAGUUAACUGAAAAGUUGGGGCAGACAUGUUAUUUUUCUAAUAUCAAAAAUUUACAUCUACUUGCAGUUUGCGAUCAAGGGGUGCCAACAAGAAUCUCUUCAUCCAGAGUCAUAGCACAUGUGGAUCUGGAUUGCUUUUAUGCCCAAGUAGAAAUGAUCUCCAAUCCAGAAUUAAAGGACAAACCUUUAGGUGUUCAGCAGAAAUACUUGGUGGUUACUUGCAAUUAUGAAGCCAGGAAACUUGGAGUGAGGAAACUUAUGAAUGUCAGAGAUGCAAAAGAGAAGUGUCCUCAGCUGGUCCUGGUGAACGGAGAAGACUUGAGCCGCUACAGAGCGAUGUCAUAUAAGGUCACAGAAUUGUUGGAGGAAUUUAGUCCAUUUGUUGAGAGACUUGGAUUUGAUGAAAAUUUUGUGGACCUCACAGAAAUGGUGGAGAAAAGGCUCCAGCACCUUCUGAGUGACGAGCUUCCACCAGUGACCGUGUCGGGCCAUGUCUACAAUAACCAGCCUGUGAACCUGCAGAGCGUCACACACGUGCGGCUUGUGGUUGGGUCGCAGAUCGCAGCAGAGAUGCGGGAGGCCAUGUAUAAUCAGCUGGGGCUCACAGGCUGCGCUGGAGUGGCUCCUAACAAGCUGCUGGCAAAGUUAGUUUCUGGUGUUUUUAAACCAAAUCAACAAACAGUCUUACUACCUGAAAGCUGUCAAGAUCUCAUUCACAGUUUGAACCACAUAAAGGAAAUGCCUGGUAUCGGCUAUAAAACUGCCAAACGUCUAGAAGUGCUAGGAAUCAGCAGUGUGCGUGACCUCCAGACCUUCUCAAUCAAAGCCUUAGAAAAGGAGCUAGGAAUUGCCGUUGCUCAGCGCAUCCAGAAGCUCAGUUUUGGAGAAGACGACUCUCCUGUCACUCCCUCAGGGCCACCGCAGUCCUUCAGUGAAGAAGACACAUUUAAAAAGUGCUCCUCAGAAGCAGAAGCUAAAACUAAGAUCGAAGAACUGCUGUCCAGCCUCUUGAACAGAGUAUGCCAUGAUGGAAGGAAGCCCCAUACUGUACGACUAGUCAUCCGUCGAUAUUCUGAUAAACACUGUAAUCGGGAAAGUCGUCAGUGCCCCAUCCCCUCUCAUGUCAUUCAGAAGUUAGGUACAGAAAAUUACGAUGCUAUGACUCCCCUGGUUGAUAUCCUUAUGAAAUUGUUCCGAAAUAUGGUAAAUGUGAAGAUGCCAUUUCACCUUACGCUGCUAAGUGUGUGCUUCUGCAACCUGAAAGCCCUGAACACUGCCAAGAAAGGGCCCAUGGACCUCUACCUAACGUCGUCUGCGUCCACGACUGCCCACUCUGGCAAGCGCAGUUUUAAAGUGAAGGACACUCACACAGAAGACUUUUACAAGGAGAAAGAAGCAAACUGUGAUUGUCUUCCGAGUAGAAGAAUUGAAAAUAACACUGGCGAGUGUCCACUGGACGCCACAAGUUCUUCUAAAGAAAAAGACCCAAGUGACUUUCCAUUCCAGUCACUUCCCGAGGGUGUUGACCAAGACGUCUUUAAGCAACUUCCAGCAGAUAUUCAAGAAGAAAUCCUUUCUGGAAAGUCUAGAGAAAAUCUUCAAGGGAAAGGAAGUUUAAGUUGUCCAUUGCAUGCCUCUAGAGGAGUGUUGUCUUUCUUCUCUACAAAGCAAACGCAAGGCAGUUCCAUAAGCCCCAAAGCUACCAUGUUCACUAGCAGGGAGGUAUCAGCUGUAUCUCCCUGUGAGCCAGGAACAUCUGGUGUGGGUACCAGCAGUUCCUCGCCCCCACUGUGUGGAAAGGACUGCUCCCAUUAUAUAGACAAUCGCUUAAAAGACAAACGCAUGGGUCAAGGGCCUAGAGACUCGCAAGGACCCCACUUUUCUAAUACAAACCCUGCUGUUUCGGUUUUUCAUUCAUUUCCCAAUUUGCAGAGUGAACAACUUUUCUCCAAGCACCGCAGUACAGACAGCCACAAGCAGACAGCCACCACCUCUCAGCAAGGACUAGUAGAAAAUAGAGAGCAAGAUCCUGCUGAGGAAAAAGUCACUUUGCCAGCUGACAUCGAUCCUCAAGUUUUCUAUGAGCUACCAGAAGAGGUCCAGAAAGAACUGCUGGCAGAGUGGAAGAGGGGUGGAGCAGGGUUCCACUCUGUCCCUAAAUAGGCUCAGGAGAAGGUCCAGAAAGCACGGCACUCAUCGUUGUCAGACUAGCUUUUCAUGAGCUCUUCUUAAUUAAACACUAAUUUCAAUGAUGUAGAAACCCAAUGUAAGAUGUAACAGAUAAAGCA
Acomys russatus (golden spiny mouse) is the source of this 2697-nucleotide messenger RNA. It is a transcript of the gene Poli, whose product is annotated as DNA polymerase iota. Gene Ontology annotation, molecular function: damaged DNA binding; DNA-directed DNA polymerase activity. NCBI's taxonomy places the organism in Eukaryota, Metazoa, Chordata, Mammalia, Rodentia, Muridae. The coding region runs from base 290 to 2572 and encodes 760 amino acids. Gene Ontology annotation, biological process: translesion synthesis. The record is from RefSeq and is a predicted model, not a curated record. The transcript has 10 exons.